AAAGACCCCCAAAUAACCUUAUUUAGCCUCACACAUCUUGCUGCAAGACAAAAAGAGACGCUCCCAAACACAUCACAAUCAAAUGGCCCUCUUCAGAAGAAUGGCAGCCAUUGUUGCUGCUUUAAUAAUAAUCACAGCGUCCUCAUCCCACAGCACAACAUCAGCCAAAGCCCCGCCAUCUCCUCCGGCUCCCGGCGGCAUGGCUCCGGCACCUGCAAAGGUGAUUACAGAAUGCUUCAGAGCCUUAGUGAACACAUCAGAUUGCCUGAGCUUUGUGAAAACUGAAAGCAACCUCACAAAACCAGAAAAAGGAUGCUGCCCGGAGAUCGCAGGACUAGUAGAGAGCAACCCCAUUUGCUUAUGUGAGCUAUUAGGGCAUCCUGAAGCUACUGGUUUCACCAUUGAUGUCAAGAAAGCUCUCAACCUUCCUUCUCUUUGUGGAGUGUCUUCUGCUCCUAAUGUUACUUCCUGCUCAGCUGCAGGAGUGCCAGUGUCGUUGGCUCCAAUAAGUCAAGAUGCCAUGUCUCCGAGUAAUCAACCAAGAGAAGGAUUGGCACCAAGCCCUUCAACACAGGAAUCAACUUUGACUUAUCUUCCAAAUGAAGACGACGAAGAUGCAGCUUCCACCAUUAGCAGACACUCUAAGCUCAAUUUCAUGUUCGGCUUCGUCAUUGCCAUCAUCUUCACCUUAAAUUAUGAUUCCUAAACAUCAUUAAUUACUAUGUUCUUAAAACGUCAUUUUUAGGUUCAUACAG
Messenger RNA from Neltuma alba, 755 nucleotides. RefSeq names its product xylogen-like protein 11. The record is from RefSeq and is a predicted model, not a curated record. The coding region runs from base 83 to 706 and encodes 207 amino acids. The transcript is spliced from 3 exons. Lineage: Eukaryota; Viridiplantae; Streptophyta; Magnoliopsida; Fabales; Fabaceae.